This is a messenger RNA of Phyllopteryx taeniolatus (common seadragon), 5910 nucleotides long. It is a transcript of the gene gkup, whose product is annotated as glucuronokinase with putative uridyl pyrophosphorylase. The record is from RefSeq and is a predicted model, not a curated record. Gene Ontology annotation, molecular function: ATP binding; protein binding; glucuronokinase activity. Lineage: Eukaryota; Metazoa; Chordata; Actinopteri; Syngnathiformes; Syngnathidae. Gene Ontology annotation, biological process: biosynthetic process. The coding region runs from base 1573 to 3435 and encodes 620 amino acids. The transcript is spliced from 14 exons.
UUAUUAUUAUUAUUUUUUUUUUUUUUACACUUGUGCAAAAAGAUGCAGAGUCUUCUAGCACUUAGAGCAGUUCGAAAGACUAAUAUUCCAAUAGUCCUGUGCAAUGACCAUUGUGCAAAGGGCGCCGAGACUUCAAGCGAGUAGUGUGAUAAUCUGGGACAAUGUUGAUUGUGCAAAUGUUGCAGAUACUCCUCAAUCAGUGUGCAAAUGGAGCAGAUGCUACUCUGGCAUGAGUGGCCAGUAUUGGUCAACAACAGAUAUGCAAAUAGUGCAGCGUGGCGAGACUACCACAGUGAGUGCACGAGUAAUGUAUAAUUACACAAAUUAACAAACUCAAGUCAAAAUUGCCAGCAUGUUGUAAGGGAAUUGUAGGUUAGGUGUUUAAGAAGAGGGAAGAAGCUGUUGGAAUGUCUGCUAGUUCUAGUUUGCAUUGAUCGGUAGCGCCUACCUGAGGGAAGGAGCUGGGAGAGCUGGUGACCGGGAUGUGGAGGGUCCGAGAAGAUUUUGCACGCUCUUGUCUUAGUUCUGGCAGCGUGCAAGUCCUCAAGGGUGUGUAGGGGGGUACCGACAAUCCUUUCAGCAGUUUUGAUUGUCCGUUGCAGUCGGAGUUUGUCCUUUUUUGUAGCAGCACCAAACCAGACUGUGAUGGAAGAACACAGGACUGAUUCGAUGACCGCUGUGUAGAACUGGCUCAGCAGCUCCUGUUUAAGUUUAAUGUUCUCUUAUUAUUAUUGUUAUUAUUAUUAAACAAAAAGGUUUAAUAAUCACAUUAGAGACACAGAGGGAAUUAUAUGUAUAUGUAUACACAUUUAUUCACUUUGAAUCUGUGUGCAUGUUUUUCGUUAGCUUGGAGAAACGGAUGCUAUUGAAAUCUAUCCCUGUGAGGACAAACAGUUAAAAUCACUCAUGAGUCCGUUCACUGCAUAGUACGUUGUUCCUUGCGUGAACAAAUCACUCAUCGUGCUAGUUCGCAGUGAACUUCCGCAUGAAUCACUCAUGACAGGACAGUUCACUGCAUUCGUAGUAGUACAUCUUUUCUGCGAACUAAGAAGUUCAACCAACAAAUCACUCAUGGCUGACAGUACGUUCAGUACAUUCAGUUCAGUACAGUCCCGCCCUCUGUCGCUGGCUGCUCAUUGGUCAUUUGCCAAAGUGUGUGACAGAACGCUGGCAAAUCACAUGGCAGUACGUUUAGUGAAGUCACUCCCCCGCCUGCACAAUGGCUGCUCAUUGGUCAUGCGCCUAAGAUUCAGAAGUGAGUGACAGACCGUUACAGCAGUUCCGUUUCCGCUCCCAGCUGACUCGCUCACUGCGGCAGCCAAGCUCAAAGAAUGAAUCAACUCAUAAACUGAUUCAGUUCAGUACGUUCACCAAAAAGAUUUGUUCUUUUGAACAAAACUUUCAUGACAACACUCAUCCCACUAGUGCUCACAGCCCUUGGUGUGUAGUGUUUGCUAUGAUUGCUAUGAUGCACUGUGAUGUAUUAACCAACUCCACAACAUUUUAGGGAAAUUAGCAUCUACACUUGUUCUUCAAUUCUGCAAAAGUGAGUUUAAAAUGUAUAGUAAUUGAAUGAAUAUCAAUGACAUUGUAUUGGGUAUUCUUCUUGCUUUUUCAGCGGUAACAAUGGAAAGGUUAAAAGCUCUGGCAUCGACUGGAGGUCGGAAUGUUCAAGCAGCUUGCGACUGGCUGUUCUCCCGUGUGGACGACCCAUUCCUUGAUGAGCCGUGGCCCAGGGAGUUUGUCCUCUACCUGCGACCCAGUGGACCGCUCCAGAACCAGCUCUCUCACUUUUGGCAACAGAGUCGGGACAAAUGUGGCAAAAACAAAGCCCACAACAUUUUCCCUCACAUCACUCUGUGCCAGUUCUUCAUGUGUGCAGACCACAAGAUUGAGGCUCUAUGUGAGGUCCUCCAGACUACCGUACAGCAGUGGCGAGGUCGAUUUCCCAGCCUACUGCCCCUCGAACUGUACACAUCCUCCAACUUUAUUGGUCUUUUUGUGGAGGAGCAUGUGGCUGAUCUGCUCAAGCAGUUUGCGGCCGACUUCGGCACAGAGGCCGCCAGGAAAGCUGAGGUCCACGUGGCGCCUCAUAAGAAACAGCUCCAUGUCACACUGGCCUACAACUUCCCCUCCGAUCACCUCGCUUCACUGGAAAAACUGGCGAAGGGCAUUGAAGUCAAGCUAGGUUGUGAUUGGCUGGCAGUCCUCUUCUCCCGGGACAUUCGUUUUGCAAACCACGAGACUCUACGAGUGAUGUACCCCUACAUUCCACAAAAUGAAGAUGAGUUGGAGUUGGUCAUGGGAGAUUUUGUCUUCAUGUCUCCAUCUGACCAGAGUAAUGCCACAGAGGGUUGGGUGUACGGGACCUCCCUCGCCAGCGGGCUAUCAGGCUUGCUGCCCGAAAAUUAUGUGGGCUUAGCUGACGAGUCCGACACCUGGGUCUUCCACGGCUCCCAUUCAUUCUUCAGCUGUGGCCUGUCUGAUAGGUCCAGCAGGGAGAGGGGGAUGUUUGAUGGACCGGUGGACAGUCGACACCCUGAUACGAGUCCUGGAGACACGCCAGCCGUCAGUCUUAUUUGUCAUCCAGUGCAGCAGGUCCUGCGGAUUAGCGGUAAUCACACUCGGCAGCCUAAGCGGUUAUUUUUUGUUUGUCGACACGGUGAGAGGAUGGACGUGGUGUUUGGAAGACACUGGCUCUCCCUCUGCUCAGACAGUAAAGGUCGAUAUGUCCGUUCCAAUCUGAAUAUGCCUCUUACUUUGCCACUGUGGGGAGGACAAAGGGAUUACGACAUGGACGCACCCGUCACUGUGUUUGGAUCCAUGCAGGCACGAUUAGUGGGUGAGGCCCUUUCAGAAGGCAACACUGUGAUAGAUUUUGUGUACUGCUCUCCAGCUCUGCGAUGUGUUCAGACUGCACAGAGCAUCCUGAAAGGUAUGCAGCAGGAGAGCAAGCUAAAAAUACGUGUGGAACCGGGGCUUUUUGAAUGGACCAAGUGGGUUUCUGGGAGCUCCUUGCCAGCAUGGAUACCUCCUGCUGACCUGGCCGCAACCCAUUUCAGUGUGGACGCGACAUACAGACCGCUGAUCCCCAUCAGCAAGCUUACUGUGCCUGAAUCGUAUGAGAGCUACAUGAGUCGAAGCCACCGAGUGACCAAAGAGAUCCUAUCAGACUGCAAAAACUCUGGAAACAAUGUGCUGAUUGUAGCCCACGCCUCUUCCUUAGAGGCCUGCACACGCCAGCUGCAGGGUUUCGUCCCACGGAGCGCCAAAGACUUCAUCCAAGUAGUUCGAAAGAUCCCUUACCUGGGCCUCUGCUCCUGCGAGGAGCAGGGCGACUCGGGGCAGUGGCAGAUGGUCGACACACCCAUCCUCCCACUCACACAUGGACCAAACCACAGCUUUGACUGGAGGGAGACACUUUUGCAUGUGUAGCAUCCGUUGGAUAUGAAUCCCACCAAGUGCCUCCAAAUAUGUUCAUCUGGGCAACGGGGUGUUAGCUACACUACACGGGAGAAAUGUCACUGAAAUACAGCUGGAUCAAACUAUUUCUAUAUUUUAUGUAUGUUUCAGUGGAAUUUCCAAAGGUGAACGUAAUCCAUUCUAAGAUGGUGGUUGACUCUCAAGAUUUUAGAAGCAGAAUCAUCUUUAUUUGCCAAGUACGUCAAAAACACACGAGGGUUGGAGCCGACAACGGACGGCCAUUUUGACAAAAAUACUUUUUGAGACAUAGAAACGUAAAAACAAACACACUGCGGAGAGUCAUUGAGCAAUGAGAGGUUGCCGGUAAUGUGGUCAUGCUUUACUUGUAUGUAAUGUAAAUAUAUUUAAUUUAUUGAUAUUUCAUUCUAUUGCUCAUAUUAGAGUGAGGCAGACAGAACCUUCCCUAUGUCACAGUUGGCAACAUUCCCGGUUAUCAUUACACGCUUCCUCUUUUCCACGACUGGUAAAAUCUGCGGCGGCAUCCCAAAAAAAAAAAAAAAAAAAGCUAAGCAAAUAGUAUAGUAACAGUAGGAAUAAAACUCACAAGAGUUGCUGAAAUCACACAUGAUGAUGCUUUGGACUUUGGAGGUUCCACUGUAUGUUACAGCAGCACACUUUGCAUAAAUCGCGAUGUACUGGGAAAUGUUUAUCUGCCUUUUGAUUGGCUAUAAGCUGCGACGUUUUGACGGCCAUUCGAAUUUUGAAUGGCGGCAAAACCAGUGGCAGACUGAUCGGCCACUCGUGAACCAAACCACGCACGACGCACGACACUUCAGUCGGGUUCGGCGGCGGCGCUCUUUGUGCGGCAGCCUUUAGACGCCAUGAUUGUGCAAGUGACAAGUCACUGCGCUUAAAAGAAACCACGACAUCUGUCGCCCAAUCAGAUUGACAGUGACGUCACGGCCCUCCUCGCCCUGCGUUUUAGAAGCAGCUCGGAAGAGGUGCCAUUGUCACCGCCCGACCUCGAAAAAGUGUAACUGAAAAGCCACCAGACAGGGCGGAACCAGGCUGGUUGGGGUUAAAACCGGUGCAAUGGAAAAGGGGCAUCUGUUAACGUUUGUUUUCACGUUCUCCUGUAUUGUUGUUUUGGGUUUCCAAUUGGACGCGCGACCGAUUAAUCGGCUGGCCAUUACUUUUUCACAAAUGGCCACGUAGCUUGGAGUAUUUUUUUUUUUUUUUUUUUUCCUUAAUAAAAUCAACAUUUAGAAACAGAAUUUUGUUUACUUGGUUUAUCACAUUAACACACCUAUGUUUCUAUUUAUUAAUCAAUAUUUGCUUUAGAUGUGACAAAUGAUUUGUCAAAAUGAACAGUAUACAGGGAAGUAUGCUCUUUACCUCAGGUGUCAACUGCAUUUCACACUUGCAUCUCAUUCCCAUGAUGGAUUGUGUGUUUGCCGCGAGUCCCACCUCGCGUGAGAGUGACGAGUCCUACGCCUGAUUUGCCGAAAAUGAGUUGAGCUCGAGUCGCUUCUGAGGACCUUAUUCCAUUUGUACGCAUUGAAGUGUACAUUCACUACUGUAUGUGUGCUAGAUAUCAAUCAAAUCUCUCGAAGCACUUCCAUGUCCUGGGCCCAUUUUCUGUGAGCUAUUCCCAAAAAUUACAGGAGCAACAUACAGACAAAAGGCGAGCCAAAAUUAACUUUGCUGGUGAUUGUGGUUCAUAUCGUGUGUAUAUUGGAAUGAACGGGCAUAAAACAAUUCUGGUAUGCCCAAGUAAAUUGUUCAGAAGUAGAAGGCUCAACAUUGUAACUAUUCACUUGCACACAUAUUCCAAUAGAGAAGAAGAAAGAAGAAGAAAAUGCUUAUUAUAGGUUUUUUUUUUUUUUUUUGUAUAAUGGACCUUCCAAAGUUCAUUUGUUUUAGUUUAACGAAAAUGUUCUGGGAAAAUACGCCCCAAAAGUCAAGCAAAAGUAGUUAAAGGUCAUAGUUCAAACCCUCAUUAUACAAAUUAUAUUAACUCCACAAGCGUCUUUAGGUGUUGGUCAUGCGUUUUGUUUUUUUUUACUUUGCUUUAAUGCUACAAGAUGAGUGGUACUACUGAAAGUAUGAUGAUAACCACGAACAGGAAUGGAACUUAUCAAUAUUGUGACAUGGAAAAGUAAUUUAGCUGCUCCUUGCAAUAUGAGCAAUACAUAUGAAUAACAUGAAUAUUGUUUUGAAAAUCAGUUUCUUCUAUUUCAUAAUAUGUAGAGUCCACUGUUGCUUGAAAUUCAUGCGCCAAAUCUCACAUCUGUGUUAUUUCUUUUUUCUUUUAUAGACCUAGUUCCCUAAAAAAUAUAUUUUACGUCCAUUUUUGGAGGAAACUCGGAGCCAUGUGAUGAAAUGAAUCAUAGUGACUUUAGUGCUAUUUGCAUUUUAUUUAUUCUGUGAACAUUACAAUUUUGUACAACAUAUUUAUUUGGAAUUAAAGAUGUAAGUUUGAAAUAG